This is a messenger RNA of Mycena citricolor, 2352 nucleotides long. The record is from the annotation of a GenBank genome assembly. Lineage: Eukaryota; Fungi; Basidiomycota; Agaricomycetes; Agaricales; Mycenaceae.
UUCUGUUCCAUGAAAUCGAAAGUACACUUCAAUAGCUACGUAUUCUGAAGUUUUCAAGAAAAUCUAUGGUGACGAUGGAUGGGUGGAUGGGUGGCAAGCUUUGAUGUGAUCACUUGUCACGAAGUCAUGUCCCCCACCAUAGCUACAUAAUAACAUCAAUCAAACACGUGCAGCCGCCGCAGUCUGCCGAGCCGACCUGCCGCAAUCCCACUUGUACAUUGGGAGGAUUCUUCCGUGCAUUACGGCAGAUUGCACAGGAGACACGACUUGCCCAGAAUCCAACCAGGGUAUGCAUCCAGACUCGCUGUUGGCUUCCUUUCGCAUACUGCAUAGAUCUCCACAUGCGCCAAUGGACGGUUAGGCAUGGUAGAGCAUGCCCCAACGUACAAGUGUCAUGUGUAAAGACCCGGUGACUUGAUGUGGGUGCUGGCGUAAUCUUUCACAAUUCCUGGCGCCUCGUAGAUCUUCGUACGGAAGACCGUUUUCGCCGAAUUGGGAUGAGCAAGUCAGCUUAGCGGCCAUCCUACCACUACAGCUCAGCUCUCGACCUCAACCGCUCGCCUGACUCGAACUUCGCAUAUUCGAUAUCAGGAAGAUUGGUUCUGAGAACGCGUCACCUCUGCUAGCGAGGCCGUUCUCGCUAUUUUGGCUGAUGAUUUUCUCCCUCGCUUGUGCUACCGGGCGGGGAAGAUCACGGACCUUCUUGAAGCGCGAGGCUAUAAAGCUGAGAGAAACUGGAAUGAGAGGCCUCAAGCAAUCACUUGCAACAUGCUCAGCUUUGCUCAACUCGUCGCGGCGGCUCUGCUCCUGUGCGCGUCGUGUGGCGAAGGCGCUUCCAGGCCCGGCAAUGCCAACUUCCGCCGCAAACCUAUCGUCCCGAUCCCGCCCGUUCACAACAUGGGACCGGUCGUGAGCCAGAACGGGACCGUUUUGCCACCGUACAGCACGACCUACACUUUCCAGCAGCUGAUCGAUCACAACAAUUCGUCUCUCGGGACGUUCAGCCAGCGCUACUGGCACACCUACGAGUUUUAUGAGCCAGGCGGGCCUAUCAUCUUCUUUACGCCUGGAGAAAUAAACGCGUCUCCUUAUCUUGGUUAUCUGACCAAUGGGACAAUCAAUGGUCAGAUCGCUCAGCAAGAGAACGGCGCGGCGAUUGUGUUGGAACAUCGAUUCUAUGGUUUGAGCAACCCGCUGCCGGAUUUGAGCGUCGCAAGUCUUCGUCUGCACACGAUUCAGCAAGCAAUCGAGGAUCUCAAAUACUUUGCCGAGAACGUGGUGCUGCCCAUGCCCAACGGAGGAAACCUCAAGCCCUCGACGACGCCUUGGAUUCUCGUUGGAGGGAGCUACUCUGGUGCCCUGACCAGCUAUACCAUGGUCAACAAACCCGGCCUCUUCGCUGCUGGCUACGGAUCGAGUGCUACAGUGCAGACGAUCUUCGACUUUUGGCAGUAUUUCGAGCCCUCGCGUCAGUACAUGGCACCCAAUUGCUCCGCGGAUAUUGUGGCUGCCAUUUCCCACAUCGACAAGGUAUUCACCGGCAGCAACACCACGGCUAUCCAGGCCAUCAAGAACACGUUCGGCAUGGGCGCAAUGACACACCUGGACGAUCUUGUUAGUGCGCUGCGCAACCACUUUUGGGAUUGGCAGGCCUUGUCGCUGCGUGGUGGCGCCGGCGGCCGGUUCUUUGAGUUCUGUGAUGCGCUGGAAGUGAAGAACGGAGUGAACGCUCCCGCAGCGGGUUGGGGUGCGAAACAUGCCCUUAAUGCGUGGGGUCAGUACUGGAACCAGACCUACUAUGCACUGAUCUGUGGUAACGCCACCGCUGUAGACUGUUUUGAUACCUAUAACCCGACGCAACCGUACUACACCGACAUCACGAUCGACAAUGCUGGUAGAUCAUGGCAAUGGAUUGUCUGCAAUGAAGUUGGCUUCUUCCAGGAUGCUUCGCCUAAAGGAACGCCUUCUAUGGUCUCGAGGCUGAUACAGCCCGCUUACGACCUGCGGCAAUGUCAGUUGAUGUUCCCCGAGGCGUUCCCCACUAUCCCCACAGCUCAAUCGGUAAAAACCGCGCAAACCAACAGCUUGUACGCUGGCUGGAACGUCUCCGUCUCGAAUCUUUUCCUCGCCAACGGGAAACGUGAUCCCUGGCGAUAUGCCACGCUUUCUGCGCCAGGUGUGACAAAGAAGAGCACAUCUGAGCUGACCAUUGCGAUUGGAGAAGGGUUCCACUGCGGGGAUCUCUCCACCGCCGAGGCUGCUGCCAACCCCAGUGUUCUCGCUGUCCAGAAGGCUGGUCUUGCCGCUAUCAAAGACUGGAUCGAGGAUUGGGAACCUGCCGAAACUGAUUGA